Messenger RNA from Miniopterus natalensis, 6061 nucleotides. It is a transcript of the gene CNOT6, whose product is annotated as CCR4-NOT transcription complex subunit 6. Gene Ontology annotation, molecular function: poly(A)-specific ribonuclease activity; protein binding. The record is from RefSeq and is a predicted model, not a curated record. NCBI's taxonomy places the organism in Eukaryota, Metazoa, Chordata, Mammalia, Chiroptera, Miniopteridae.
GCAUGCCCAAAGAAAAAUACGAACCCCCUGACCCUCGGAGGAUGUACACAAUUAUGUCCUCUGAGGAAGCAGCAAAUGGAAAGAAAUCACAUUGGGCAGAGCUUGAAAUAAGUGGAAGAGUAAGAAGCUUAAGCUCAUCUUUGUGGUCACUAACUCACCUGACAGCUUUGCAUCUGAGUGACAAUUUUCUGUCCCGCAUUCCGUCAGACAUUGCCAAGCUUCACAAUCUGGUGUAUCUGGACCUGUCCUCGAAUAAAAUCAGGAGUUUACCGGCAGAACUCGGAAACAUGGUAUCACUCAGGGAACUCCAUUUAAAUAACAACCUGUUACGAGUUCUACCUUUUGAGCUGGGGAAACUGUUUCAGUUGCAGACUUUAGGCCUAAAAGGAAAUCCACUUACCCAGGAUAUACUGAACCUCUAUCUGGAACCAGAUGGAACAAAAAGGCUACUUAACUAUUUGCUUGAUAAUUUGGCAGGUACUGCAAAAAGAAUUUCAACAGAACAACCACCUCCAAGAUCUUGGAUUAUGUUACAAGAACCAGACCGAACAAGGCCAACUGCCUUGUUUUCUGUCAUGUGCUAUAACGUUCUUUGUGAUAAAUAUGCGACCCGGCAGUUAUAUGGCUACUGCCCAUCAUGGGCACUAAAUUGGGAUUACAGGAAAAAGGCCAUUAUUCAAGAAAUCUUGAGCUGCAAUGCUGACAUCAUAAGUCUUCAGGAGGUUGAAACAGAACAGUAUUACAGUUUUUUUCUGGUAGAACUGAAAGAACGUGGUUAUAAUGGAUUUUUUAGUCCUAAAUCUAGAGCUAGGACAAUGUCAGAACAAGAAAGAAAGCAUGUUGAUGGCUGUGCAAUAUUCUUCAAGACAGAAAAAUUUACUUUGGUUCAGAAACACACUGUUGAAUUUAAUCAGCUAGCAAUGGCAAAUUCAGAAGGGUCUGAAGCUAUGCUGAACAGAGUCAUGACAAAAGAUAACAUUGGAGUUGCAGUACUACUAGAACUUCGAAAGGAAUUGAUUGAAAUGUCAUCUGGAAAGCCACAUCUUGGAACAGAAAAACAACUUAUUCUUGUGGCUAAUGCUCAUAUGCAUUGGGACCCUGAAUACUCUGAUGUGAAGUUAGUCCAAACGAUGAUGUUUCUCUCAGAAGUGAAGAACAUUAUUGAUAAAGCCUCACGAAGCCUCCACUCCAGUGUAUUGGGAGAAUUUGGAAAUAUUCCACUGGUGUUGUGUGCAGAUCUUAAUUCUUUGCCAGACUCUGGUGUUGUAGAAUAUUUGAGCACUGGUGGAGUAGAAACAAAUCAUAAAGACUUUAAGGAACUAAGAUAUAAUGAAAGUCUUACAAACUUCAGCUGUAAUGGGAAAAAUGGGACAACCAAUGGAAGGAUCACGCACGGUUUCAAGUUAAAGAGUGCCUAUGAGAGUGGCCUGAUGCCUUACACAAAUUACACGUUUGAUUUCAAGGGUAUAAUUGACUACAUCUUCUAUUCUAAGCCUCAGCUCAACACAUUAGGCAUCCUGGGACCUCUGGACCACCAUUGGCUAGUUGAGAAUAAUAUCAGCGGCUGCCCACACCCGCUUAUCCCCUCCGACCACUUCUCACUUUUUGCACAACUGGAGCUCUUACUGCCUUUCCUGCCUCAAGUUAACGGCAUUCACCUUCCUGGCAGGAGGUAGUCAAGUACCUUCAGAAGACGACCUCAAUUUCACUUGUAAACUUAUAAAAAAUCUGAAUAUAGGGGAGUGAGGUAUGGCCACUAGGAAUUUUCUUUUCUUAGUGAUGAUUGGAGUUUUCAGUCUGAUUAUUUGAUAAGGAUGCAGUGUGAAAGCCAGGUGCUAGCAACAGACACAUUCUGAGCCCAAUAUGCUUUAUGUACUGUUGGACAGGGAUUGGUGUGUUUGCACCUAUCUUUAAUUUGUUACAAGUAAUUUUCCUGUUUCUUCUGUCCUAUAUAAUAUUUUCAUGCCUUGAAAUAGGAAAAUGUUUGAACAGCAUAUUCUCUUUGCACAGAAACCUGUAGUACUACUUUUUUGAGGCCAGUAAUAACAUCCAGAGACCAUUCUCCCAUACUUUACUCCCUCCUUUUUCAGACAUAUUUGUAAAAUACAGAAUUUAAAUUUAGCCUUUAUGAUUGUAUAUGAUCCACAAAAGACCUGAUUUAUGAAAUUUUGUACUAAAAAUCAGAUUUGGAAAUGAUUGUAUUGUAAAUUAAGGCUAAGUUUGUUUGGUUUUUUACCUGUUUCAUGUGUGACGAAGGCCAGCUUGUAAAAGAAGUUGGAACAGACUUUCUCUGCUGAUGACUUGCACUGGUAGGGUUUUCUUGGCCGUUUUGUACUACUUUGUUAUUAAAUGGAGAACAUUGCUCUUUAAACCUGUUUAAAGCUUAGGACAUUUUUUCGGACCAGAAGUAACCUUAUUUGUGAAUUCUGGGUUUUUACAAAAACUUUCUACCUACCAGGACAGAUAAGCUGAGCAGUGAUGAUCUGUAGGCAUUUAUGGACUGAAUGUAAUGGUCGAUAUGUGUACAUUCUGGUAUUUUUAAAUCUUUAACUUUUUUUAAGUUAAAAAAUUACAGCUGCUUCGGUACAGCUUUUUAACUCCUUUUUGAGACACCUCCUAUCUCCACUGUGCCUGCCUAAAUUGUUCUCACCAACCACUGCCUGUGCAUGCAGAGAAAAUCUGUGCAUCUUCUUUUAUAGUUUUUAAAUACUGUUGAACAUUUGUGAGGAUUUUAUGGAAAUGCUUUUGUAUGAGCUGUGACUUUUUUUCCAUUGUGAAGCAUUGAAUUAUCACAUUUUAGAACAUAGGGUGAAUCUCUGGGUCUUUGCUCACCAGACCCAAGCACUGCUUCUUGGUGUCAUAGCACAGUGCUGUCACCCAGAAUACUACUAUCAUGUGAAGUCUUUUUGUUUUCCAUGUAUUCCUUAGUCUCCAUGUUUUUCUUUAAAAAAAAAUCAUUCCUUUUUUUUUUUUUUUAAGUAAUUUUCAGUUUAUGAAGCAGUAUAAAUAAGAUGUAUUUUCAAAGCAGGUCCGUAAGACAAUUCUUCAGAUCAUUUUUGAAGUGACUAAGUUAUUUUAAUAUGGCAACCAAGAUAAAAGUUAUAUUGUACUCUGUGUAUUUUGCCCAUAGUGCCGUUAGUACUGAUUAGAGAUUAGAGCCAGCUUUAACUUUGCAAAAUUAACUCAUAUAUAUUCUGGUCUCAUUCAUUUAUUAUCACCUCAAAAAUUAAAUGAUUUCAGAGGAAACUUGGUCCAACUGCUUUUGUUUCAGCUGCAGGCAAGGGAGGAAAAGGACACCCAUGUGAGCAUUAGGGGGAAAAAAUGUUGAAUGAUAAUUAACAAUUUUUACACAGAGAAUAAGUCAUUUUGGAUAAUGACUUAAAAUUUUAUGAAAAAUGUUCAGCACUUAAAUGUGCUCAUUCUGUUUUUAAGAGAAAAUAAAAUUUACAUACUGUUUAAAUAUUUUUUUUCUUUUUAAAAAAAAUUCUCCAAAAGCUGUUGAUCUUGAACCUUUGUCUGGGACCUGAUUUCUCCUUUGAGGUUUUUUAAAGAUUUUGUUGUGAUGGAUUUUUUUUUUCUUUUUGUUUAAGUUGUGCUGACACCAAACACGUCCAGUUUAUAAUGAAUACAUUGAGAAAUUGGUGUUAUUGAUGUAGAACCAAUGCAUAACUUUUUAUGGGGUUUUUUGUUUUAUUUUUUUGUAAAGUGUGAAUAAAGGUGUGUUUACUCAUUUUUCCUAAACACUGUGUUGGUAAUGUGCAUCAUGACAAUUCCCAGCAAAGGCAAGCUGGAUCUGGUUGGACUGAUGAAACAAAGGAUACUGCUUUUCCUCUGAUCUGCAUUGUGUAAUAACAGGUCCAGAGAGCUUUAUGGAACGGGGAGGAGAGCAGCACUUACUCAGUUUGUAUUUGUUAAUGGAGGAUGUGUUCUUUCCAUAGAUGCUGGAACUAGAGUGCACUUGUUAGAUGCUAAGGGUUUGAGCUUUACAGAAAAUGUUUUCAUCUGUAUGUUAUUGUCUAUGAUAUAUUUAAAUUGGGGGGACAGGAUAGUAAGAUACAAUGGCCUGUUAUGUCUUGAAAAUAUUUGUUCUUGCCUCUUUUAGGCAGACUGCAUUCUGUGGGGUCAGUUUGAACAGCUUCUCCACCUUAUUCAGAUAGUGAUGAAUUGAUCCAAGAGUGUAGGUUUACAACUAUAACCUUCAAAAGAAAAAGAAAUAUUUUGGAUCUGUAGGGAAUCAACGGUCACACCAAAAUAGACUGUGAUACUUUUAUUAAGCAAGGUUUUGUGUUUUAAAUAUUUGUGUCCUGAGUAAUUUUCAAUAAUCCAUACUCCCUAAAAUGCAAUAAAAAACGAGUAUGUUUUCACAGUCUAGAUUUUUUUUCCCCAGAAAUUCUGCAACAAAUACAUUUAAUGUGGUGUUGCCAUAACGUAAUUUCAUUGUUCUUGCUGGAUAAAUCCAUCGUAUGAAUGUUUUACAGAAAACUUGGGCUGUGUUUUCUGUUUUAAUGGUCAGAAACUUGGAGGCACUCAAUUCCUUGUUGUAAAUCUCUUGAAGUACAGUUUGCCGUAUUAGUGGUAAUUAUUUAUGCUUUGAGAAUUUAAAUUAUGUUCAUUAAAAUUAAUUUAUGACAUAAUUUAAACUAAAGUUGUAGAUAUAAAAUGUUGGUUGCAACUUUAAUCAUCCUAGAAGAAGAUAGUCAAGGAACAUCUCCAAGAAAUGUGCUUUUAUUUUUACCUGAUUUAGUGACAGCCAGGAAAACUUAUUUUGAGUUAGCACUUUGAAACCUAGGGACAUUAUUAAUAGGGUGGAAUGCACUUCUAAAUGUUGAAAUUAAAAUUUCAGAGCUCUUCUAAUAUGCAGGUUUUCGAUGAUAAAUUCCAGUUUUAGUAUUCCAUUUUUUACUAUUUAAAGUCAUAAGAUUUGUUUUCAUAGUGAUUUUUAAGGUUUGGGGGUCAUGUCAUAUAAAAAUAAAGCCAACCUAGGCAAAAGAAUUAAAGCAGUUUGUUCUUUUAAUGAACCAGUCAGAAUGCCCAGAACAAAUGAUGCAGAUAAUUCAAAGAACACUUUUAGCAAGUAUUUCUCCCCCAUUCAUAAACAGUAUUUCAAGAUGUUCAUUUUGCUCUUCUCUUUGGUUACAUAAAUUUUAAUAACCGGUAUGUUGAAGGCGUAUCUAAAAUAGAGUAUCUAGUUUUUAUUCACAGUACAUUAUAUUGUGUGAUGCACUGGGCUAACUUUUGUUUACCAUUCAUGUAACAAGACCCAGCACAUUAUCUGCACUAAGCUCAAAGAAUGUCGCAUUUGCCUAGGCAGCUCUUUGAUAAGGGUAAUGGGAAACUGAAUAUGUACCUAUGGACCGGAGAUGAUAAGGGCUUUUACUGUUCUUUUCAGUGGAACCUACUUGGUCAAAUUGUAACUAGCUAGUAUUAUAUUUAUAUACAGGGUCUCUUUUCUUUACCGAUGUAUUUUCCUACUCAUAGCCGACCAAUAAAUUCAAUAUCUGUUUCAAAUAUUUUAAAAGUGUAAUUUGUAUAGCUGUAGUAUUGAGGUUUGAGAAAAGAAAUGUUAAUCAGCAGACCGCAUAUUUAAAAUUCUGAGUCAUCUGGGACAGGGUUAUAACUCACCCUUUGAAAGGGAAGAGUGAUUGGGGGACAAGGCCAUAAUACUGUAGAAAUGGAUGGUAUAAACUUAAGGAUUUCCUUAAUGGCUGUAUUAUUCUGUGUUAACACUCAUAUCUUUGCCAAAGUUCAGUUUUAUAUUUAGGCAACUGAUGGUCCUUUGCAUUUAGGAUUGUUGUUGUUACCAUAUACCUCAUAAUGACUUCGUAUGUCUUCUGUCUUUUGGAAGGAGAUUGACAUAUUUUAAAUAAAUGUUUUUAAAUAUAGUAGCAAACAUUGUGUUGGUGGGGUUGUGCUAAUUCAUUAAAUGUUUUUCUUGUUACAUGUAUGUUUUGUUGUAUAUAAACUUCUAAAAUGUAUGACUUCCCAGCUCUUCAGGACAUUAACUACAUUUGCUUUUUAGAAACUACUUCUAUAACAAAUAAAUGUAAUUUUUUUUUUUAAA